Messenger RNA from Stylophora pistillata, 1956 nucleotides. RefSeq lists its product as uncharacterized. The record is from RefSeq and is a predicted model, not a curated record. NCBI's taxonomy places the organism in Eukaryota, Metazoa, Cnidaria, Anthozoa, Scleractinia, Pocilloporidae. Gene Ontology annotation, cellular component: cytoplasm.
UUCAUGACGUUCUCGUCAUACUCAGAAAAUAGCAAAACAUGGCAGAAGAAAGUGGUGGAUCUAGCUGGUGGGGAACAUGGAGCUCUGCCACAGAAUUGUUAUCGACCGUUCGAAACAAGUCUGCAGAGGCUAUGACAAUGGUGAAACAAGAUCUAACUGAGUUUGUUAACACUGUUCAGCAUGACACAUCAGCUGUGGUAGCUGAUACAGCUAAUGCUGUCAAAGAAAGCCUCAAGGUAGAUGAAGAGGAAGAGCAAGAUGGCACUUCAGCUCGUCUAAAACAAGGUGUGUCUAAAUUUCUUGGGUCCUUGUCCACCAGCUUAAGAGAUAACAUCUCUCAAGUAGCCAUUGCAGCGGCAGCAGUCACUUCAGAUGGUCCUGAGCCAGUUUUUGACAAGAAGCAGGCACGCCUUCUUGAAAUUCAAACAGACCCAGCCACAUUUUGCUCAGAACCAGAUGGCCAUCUAGGGAUGUUUGAAGAAUGGUGUAAAACAUUUGAUCCCGAGGAACACAAAGGAGAAAUCUCUGAGCUGCUCGUCAAUGUCCCAGAGAUCAGGGCACUUUAUGCUAAGUUGGUGCCAAGUGCUGUCACCCAUGUUCUUUUUUGGCAAAGGUAUUUUUACAGAGUACAUCAACUUCAGCAGGAAGAAAAGAAGAGAGCUGCACUUGUAGCAAGGGCAAACCAAGCAGACGAUGAAGAUCUUGGUUGGGGAGAUGAAGAUGAAGAUUUGUGGGAUUUAGAUGAGCCCUUAGUAGAAAUUCAACAAACAAGUAAACAUGAACAUAACAAAGACGCCCUCCCUGAUGAAAAUCCUUUAAAAAGUAUUGAAAAAGAACGUGCGAAGGCCGAGAAGUCGGGUGAAGUCACAACAGAUGUUAAAGAGCAAGUGAACCUGUUAGGUGCUCUAGUGGAAGAACAUGGAAAAACUGUUACCACGUUCUUGCCUCGAAGUGAGAAACUUCGUGGAGAGAAGAGUUUAGAGUCGGUGGACAAGGAAAGGUCGCAGAAAAUUUCCCUUCGCAAACCAGAUGAGGAACCUUCACAAAGAACUAAACAGACUGAACCAAAUGAUCAAGAGAUAUCUAACGAUCAGCCUGAACCUGCUUCUUCAGAGCCGUCAGGAGCGCAAUCUGAAAGUAUGGCAAGCGGUGAAACGGCUGAUGAUGCGCUUCAAACAACUUUACAUAAACGUGACAACAGCAGCGGCUCUGGUGACAGUUCGUGGUCAAAACUAAGUGAUGAAGACCUCAAGACUGAUGUUGAUAAAGAAGCUGUUACUAAAGAAAUUGGAUCUGGAUCUGGCGGGAGCUCCAACUCCUCCGGCAGUGGAGUACUGGUGCCUAAUGUGAAUGACAAAGAUGUGGAUUGGGACGAUGUUGAUGAUGAUCUCGAUUUUAAUGAAGAGAUGUCCGAAGAGGAAGUCAAAAGAAUCAUGGAAAGUAUGGCGAAUAAAAAACAAACUGCUGAUGAUGGUGCUGCAGAUCUUGAUGAUGACGAUUGGGAGAACUGGGACUAGCCGGGAAACCAAACCAAACCAAAACAAAACAAAAAGAUAAAAGCAGAAAAACUGUGCGAGAAACUGGGCCCGACUGUCGGGAGGAGCAAGUUUACCAUUCUGAUAGUUUGUGCAAUGUUUACAAAUAUAUUAUAUUAAAAGUAGCGCAGACAAAAAAAUUCUUAAGCAAGUACUUCUCUUUAAGACAUGCGAACGUACCUAGUCUACUGAGGGAAUCUCUAUAAGGUGUUUUUUACACGGAUGCUGCUCCAAUGUUCGCUAUCCUUAUUCUUCUAGGCUAUAUAUAUAUUCUACUUUUAUUUUCUAUUUUUGUGUUUUUUUUUUUUUUGGAAGGUGGAUUAGCAUUUGGAAAAAAAAACUGCAAACGAAUUUCAAGUUAUUUCGGUCAAGAAGAUAAGGUUAUCAGAGAAAUCUAGAUUAAAAUUUAUUUACUACAAGA